CACCCCACCCCCACACCGCCGUUGCUGAUAAUUCCGGCUUAACUCCGCCGCCAAAUUCCGGCUUCUUUUCUCAAAAUCAAACAUGCUCACAUCUCACACCUCCAUCUUCCAUCCAAAUUAACAAAAAAACACCCUUUACUUUUCUAAAUAUAGAUCAAUCAUCUCUUGUUUUGUGUCACAUAAUUUUAUUCAUUCAAUCUCCACAACUCUUCUAGCUAGGGUUUCAUUUUCCACCCUCACUUUCUCAAAUUCCCAAUAACAAAAAAAAGGGUUUUUCCACUUUUUCAAUAUCCGAAUUCAUCAAAAACUAUGGAAGAAUACAAUCAUCACCUCACCGAGACCUCCAAUUCAAGAGGCGCCGCCUUCUUCUACGGCGGCGGCUCCAACGGCGGCGGUGGAGGCUUCCACAUCCACUCUUGCUACGACUCCCCGGCCGUGAAGACCGAGGCCGGAACCUCCCACCCUAGGUUCCAAUAUCCGUCCACUUUCAAUAGUCUCGAUCCGAUCGAAACCGACACCAUCAAAGCCAAAAUAAUUGCGCAUCCCCAAUACUCCAAUCUAUUGGAGGCUUACAUGGAUUGUCAAAAGGUUGGGGCGCCAGCCGAGGUCGUGGCGCGGCUAGCGGCCGCGCGGGAGGAGUUUGAGGCGCGCCAGCGGGCGGCGGUGGCGAGCCGAGACGAGUACUCGAAGGAUCCGGAACUCGACCAAUUUAUGGAAGCUUACUAUGAUAUGUUGGUGAAAUAUCGAGAAGAGCUAAAUCGUCCCUUGCAAGAAGCCAUGGAUUUCAUGCGUCGCAUCGAAUCGCAGCUCAACGUCCUCACCAACGCCCCCGUCCGCAUCUUCAACUCCGUAGCUAUCUUCAGUGCGCAUACCGGGAAAAGCCCAACGUGUGAGAUUUACAAAGACAUUGAGGACAAGAGUGAGGGCAUCGGUUCGUCAGAGGAGGAGCAAGAGAUCAGCGCGGGAGAGACAGGGCUGGCGGAGAUCGAUCCACGAGCAGAAGACCGGGAGCUGAAAACCCACCUCCUAAAAAAGUACAGUGGAUACUUGAGUAGUCUCAAGCAAGAACUCUCCAAGAAGAAGAAGAAAGGGAAACUGCCUAAAGAGGCUCGCCAAAAACUUCUUAGCUGGUGGGAGCUUCAUUACAAGUGGCCUUAUCCAUCGGAAUCAGAGAAGGUGGCAUUGGCAGAAUCAACUGGUUUGGACCAAAAACAGAUAAAUAAUUGGUUCAUAAACCAAAGAAAAAGGCAUUGGAAGCCCUCAGAAGAUAUGCAAUUCAUGGUGAUGGAUGGACUUCAUCCACAAAAUGGAGCCCUCUAUAUGGAGGGCCACUACAUGCCUGAUGGUCCAUAUAGGCUCGGGCCGUGAUGCUACACAUGCCUCGCCCUAUGUAUACGACGUCGUUUUGGGUGAAGUGAGUUGUAAUAGUUUGCUAGCUCAACCUUAUAUAUAUAUAGUUGUAAGCUAUUGAUUGUGAGCAAUAACAUUAUGCAUGAAAUUAAGUUAAUUUGCUUUUGAUAUUGGAAAAAUAUAAAUUACUAUCAAUGUAAUGUUGUUACUGGUCUUCA
Messenger RNA from Salvia hispanica, 1568 nucleotides. RefSeq names its product homeobox protein knotted-1-like 2. Gene Ontology annotation, biological process: regulation of DNA-templated transcription. The record is from RefSeq and is a predicted model, not a curated record. Gene Ontology annotation, molecular function: DNA-binding transcription factor activity, RNA polymerase II-specific; DNA binding. Gene Ontology annotation, cellular component: nucleus. Lineage: Eukaryota; Viridiplantae; Streptophyta; Magnoliopsida; Lamiales; Lamiaceae.